AUGUUGUUAGAUCGACAGGUGGAAUUUGAGAGGAUCUCUAUUCGCCAUAAUGGAUCAGAGGACGAAAAGUUGUUGUUUAACCAAAUAUCCAGUAAUCUUGGACUGGUCGAGGAUCUUAGAAUCUAUUCUGUUUAUGAUCAUAGCUUUAGACUAGUUUUCACUUCAUGGCCACAGAAUAUUACUAUCUUGAGUUCCGCUUGGUUCACUCUGGAAUAUCUUUUGGCGUGCACUUGCAGUAGAAUUACACUUUGGAAUUCUCUUCUGGGAAACAAGGAUACGGAUGAGAUACUCAAGAAUUGGAAGGCUGGAGGGUUUUCGAAUCUAGAAUAUCUGUACGUCGAAAGUCAAAAUAUUACAAAUAAUGGAGAACUGAUUUUGGGAAUGAAUUUGAUGGAAUUAGCCAGAACUGUUAUCCAAACUGAUGAUGGAUCAAAGAACGGAACUAUUAGACUUGACACCGGAAGUAUUGAAAUGACAGAUGAGAGCAAGCACGUGUUCUCGGUGAACAGUUUCAAACUUCACUGGUCAGAUCCGCCUGCUUUUAAGAAACCUCAAAUCAAGAGAUUCUUAAUCAAAAUUCUCCUCCAACCGAUUACUCGCGAUUGGAAGCGAUAA
This is a messenger RNA of Caenorhabditis remanei, 615 nucleotides long. RefSeq lists its product as uncharacterized. NCBI's taxonomy places the organism in Eukaryota, Metazoa, Nematoda, Chromadorea, Rhabditida, Rhabditidae. The record is from RefSeq and is a predicted model, not a curated record. Gene Ontology annotation, biological process: embryo development. The transcript has 2 exons. The coding region runs from base 1 to 615 and encodes 204 amino acids.